CUUUCUCCAUCAGAAAUGGCGACGCUAUUGAAAAUGAGCAGAUCCCCCCAAGACACUGAGCAGUACCUUCUGAGGGCGAAUGAGCAGAUAAUCAGCACAAUGGAGACCCAAGUGUCCAACGGCCCCACAAGCAACAGUUCUCUUCCCAAUGGGCCAUUGAUCAGUGCCAAUGGUGCCACUGAUGACUCCAAAACUAACCUCAUAGUGAACUACCUUCCCCAGAAUAUGACACAGGAAGAAUUCAAGAGCCUCUUUGGAAGCAUUGGAGAGAUUGAAUCCUGCAAACUGGUGCGAGACAAAAUCACAGGGCAGAGUUUAGGCUACGGCUUUGUCAAUUAUGUUGACUCCAAUGAUGCUGACAAAGCAAUAAAUACAUUGAAUGGGCUCAAACUACAGACAAAAACAAUCAAGGUAUCCUACGCACGGCCUAGUUCGGCUUCUAUCCGUGAUGCCAAUCUCUACGUGAGUGGCCUGCCCAAGACAAUGAGCCAGAAAGAGAUGGAGCAGCUGUUCUCACAGUAUGGGCGCAUCAUCACCUCCCGCAUCCUUGUUGAUCAGGUUACAGGUGUUUCCAGAGGGGUUGGUUUCAUCCGCUUUGACAAAAGGAUAGAAGCUGAGGAGGCCAUCAAGGGGCUGAAUGGGCAGAAACCACUUGGGGCCAGUGAGCCCAUUACAGUCAAGUUUGCUAACAACCCCAGUCAGAAGACAGGGCAAGCCCUGCUUACACACCUGUACCAGACCACAGCUCGGCGAUACACAGGACCUUUGCACCAUCAGACUCAGCGGUUCAGGCUCGACAAUUUGCUAAACAUGGCAUACGGCGUCAAGAGUCCUCUCUCCUUGAUCUCCAGGUUCUCUCCCAUCACGAUCGACAGCAUGACCAGCCUGGCGGGAGUCAACCUGACAGGGGCCUCCAGUGCUGGUUGGUGCAUCUUUGUGUACAACCUCUCACCAGAGGCAGACGAGAGUGUCCUGUGGCAGCUCUUUGGGCCCUUUGGGGCAGUCACCAACGUCAAAGUGAUCCGCGACUUCACCACCAACAAGUGCAAGGGCUUUGGCUUUGUCACCAUGACCAACUACGAUGAAGCAGCCAUGGCCAUCGCCAGCCUCAAUGGCUACCGACUGGGUGACCGAAUCCUCCAGGUUUCCUUCAAGACCAGUAAGCAACACAAGGCGUGAGUGAGUGAGUGAGCGAGCAAAAGAGAGAGGGGAGGGGCAAGCGACCGAUGUGCUGGAAACAGCUCUCUUCCCCAACUCACCACAAGAAUGGAAGUGUGCAUUGACUCAAUGUU
This is a messenger RNA of Varanus komodoensis (Komodo dragon), 1292 nucleotides long. RefSeq names its product ELAV like RNA binding protein 3 (gene ELAVL3). Gene Ontology annotation, molecular function: RNA binding. The transcript has 7 exons. Lineage: Eukaryota; Metazoa; Chordata; Lepidosauria; Squamata; Varanidae. The record is from RefSeq and is a predicted model, not a curated record. Gene Ontology annotation, cellular component: ribonucleoprotein complex. The coding region runs from base 16 to 1179 and encodes 387 amino acids.